Messenger RNA from Cyprinus carpio (common carp), 1725 nucleotides. RefSeq lists its product as uncharacterized. The record is from RefSeq and is a predicted model, not a curated record. Lineage: Eukaryota; Metazoa; Chordata; Actinopteri; Cypriniformes; Cyprinidae. Gene Ontology annotation, biological process: regulation of transcription by RNA polymerase II. Gene Ontology annotation, molecular function: RNA polymerase II cis-regulatory region sequence-specific DNA binding; DNA-binding transcription factor activity, RNA polymerase II-specific.
AAGAAGAAGAAGAAGAAGAAGAAGAAGAAGAAGAAGAAGAAGAAGAAGAAUCGCCGUCCACUCUCGAAAUUCACUCCCGGGACUCGAUCCGUCCCUCCGCGAGUCAUCAAAACUUUCGACGCAGCGUUGAGACUAUAAUGAGGAGAGAAAUUCAUGUUCAGUGAAGAUCCUCUCACAACAAUCACACAUUCAGCAGUUCAACAAUAAAUGCUGGAAUAUUUCCAUCAGUUCACAAGUGAAGACGAGCAUCAAACAAUCAGGGAGAGCUGAAAUCUGUAAAGACUGAGUUUAUUAAAGAGGACAGAGAGAAGAUGAGAGAUCCAGAACCCUGCAGAAUCAAACACUCUGAAGAUACUCAAGAACUAACAGAGUUGAUUGAAGAAAAUGAAGAGAAUGGAGAAUUGAGUGAAAUUGAUGAGAAUAAUCAUGUCAAAACUGGAGAACAACAUUUGAGUUGCUCUCAAACCAAACAGAAAGAUUUAAUGAAAAGAGGAGCCAAGAAAUCUUUCACCUGUCCUCAGUGUGGAAAGAGUUUCACAUUCAAACAUAAAAUUAAAGCUCACAUGAGAGUUCACACUGGAGAGAAACCAUUCACUUGUGAUCAGUGCGGGAAGAGUUUCACACAAUCAGCAAACCUUAAGGAUCACAUGAACAUCCACACUGGAGAGAAACCAUACAAGUGUACACUCUGUGACAAGAGAUUCAGUUGGUCAAAAGACGUGAUCAGACACAAGGCAGUCCACACAGGAGAGAAACUGCACACAUGUGAUCAAUGCGGGAAGAGUUUUGCACUAAAACAACACUUUACGGCACAUGUGAGAGUUCAUACGGGAGAGAAACCAUACAAGUGUUUAUACUGUGACAAGAGAUUCAGUCAGUCAGGAAACCUGAAGACACACAAGAGGAUUCACACUGGAGAGAAACCGUAUCACUGCACUGAAUGUGGGAAGAGUUUCAAUCAUUCAGUUUUCUCUACACAGUCAUAUAAAAAACAUUCACAGUAAGUAGAUCAUCUUCAGAUCCAGCUUUUUCUGAUCUGAUGCUGUGUCUUCACCAAAUGUGACACAAUAAUGCAUCAUGCAGUGAAAUAUCAUCUGGAUAAAUCUCUCAUUACAAGUGACAUGACAUAGAAACGUUUAUCUGAAGUAUUCACAGUGAAUAAAGUUCAUCUUCAAAACCAGCAGAUUCAACUGUGAUUCAGAUCAACUCAAAGGUGGACUUCCUCCACAAAGUACCAUGUCAGAAAGUUUUAUUCUUGUAUAUCAUUUUGUUUCAUGAUAUAAAUGAUAUCAGUGUUUUUUUAUGAGUUUCAUAUUCUGUUCAAUUGUCUUAUAAUGAGAUUCGGAUCAACUCAAAGGCUCUAUUCAGACGGUAAAUGUUUCUCCUGACACCUUGAGAUUAAAAUAACAUGAUAAUCAAUGAUGAACUCAUGAAGCAGUGGAAGUUCAUUCAUCAUUUCUGUGAUGUGAAGCUCAAGUAUGAUCUAAUGAUGAUGAUGUUUGGUUUAUACUGUAUGUUUAUUAUGUUUGAACUGAACUAACAGACAGGAUCACAACAGUCCUAUUGACUUCUGAGGAACCACACACGUCUUUAUAUUGUUUGUUGUUUUUAAUCUUUUAUUUCAUUUCCAGUUUAACAGACUGAAUCUGUAUUUUUUUUUUUUCCCUCUUGAUUGUCUAUCAUCUGUCAGCACAUCUGUCCUGCAGUGAUUGUGAUUAUUGUUGA